Molecule: messenger RNA, 808 nt
Organism: Apus apus (common swift)
Lineage: Eukaryota; Metazoa; Chordata; Aves; Apodiformes; Apodidae
Exons: 5
Coding region: 36-758 (240 amino acids)
Molecular function (GO): peroxiredoxin activity
Source: RefSeq, a predicted model, not a curated record
CCCCUGCCUGGCGGCCCGCUACGGGAGGACGGGGCAUGAGCGGGUCGGUGCUGCGUGGCCUGCGGUUGCGCGCGCCCCUUCUGCCUCUCUUUGCCUCGGGAGGACUCUGGAGGCAGCCCCAGCUGUCAUGCAGCACCAGGGAGGAGGGCACUGCGAGGCUUGUGGGGCGGUUCCCGAUACCCAAUAAGAAGGACUUGCCAUAUGACAUCCUGGAGCUCAUGGAGGAAGUGGAAAUGAAGACUGGAUUCCUGCCCAAUGUGUUCAAAGCCAUGUCUCACCGGCCUGCUGAAUUCAGAGCUUUUUUUGCUUAUUACAAUGCCAUCAUGAACAAAGACACAGGGCGACUCAGCAAGGCAGACAAAGAGCUCAUCAUUGUGGCUACCAGCACUGUGAAUAGAUGUCCCUACUGCGUGGUUGCACAUGGAGCACUUCAUCGGAUCUAUUCCAAGCAGCCAAUGCUGGCUGACCAGGUCAUCGUGAACUGGAAACUGGCCGAUCUGAGUGACCGGGAGCUGGCCAUGCUGGAGUUUGCACUUGCCAUCUGUCGAGCUGAGAACGUGACUGAAGAACAUUUCCAAAAGCUGGAGAGGCAUGGGUUUGACCGUGAAGAUGCCUGGGACAUUGGCAUGAUUUCGGCUUUUUUUGCCAUGUCGAAUCGCAUAGCUCAUUUAAUUGACCUGCGCCCAAACCCAGAAUUCUGUGCCAUGGGCAGGAUGCCCGGCGUAGAGAGGGAGCAGGAGGAAGCUAAGCACACCUGAUGUGGUUCUCUGAGAGCAUCCGAGAGAUUGAUCAAGCUGUAAAUUGUCAA